This is a messenger RNA of Rhodamnia argentea, 1021 nucleotides long. Its product is annotated as glycine-rich protein 2-like. The record is from RefSeq and is a predicted model, not a curated record. The transcript has a single exon. NCBI's taxonomy places the organism in Eukaryota, Viridiplantae, Streptophyta, Magnoliopsida, Myrtales, Myrtaceae. Bases 191 to 787 code for a protein of 198 amino acids. Gene Ontology annotation, molecular function: zinc ion binding; nucleic acid binding.
CGACCCACAAAAAACUCACGAACCCCACAGAAAUUUCGCAGCUCUCAAAGCGAAGCAGAAGGGCAAACGAGAUCUCUUUUCCAAUCUCUCUCUCUCUCUCUCUCUCUCUCUCUCGCCUCUCCUAGGCGGUGGUGGGUUUUCGUUCCUAAUCUGCGAUUCCUGUGCGGCGAGGUCGAUUCCGAGAGCGGCCAUGGCGGAGAGAAUCACGGGGAAGGUCAAGUGGUUCAGCGACCAGAAGGGGUUCGGCUUCAUAACCCCCGAUGACGGCUCCGAGGAUCUCUUCGUCCACCAGUCCUCCAUCCAAACCGAGGGCUUCCGCAGCCUCGCCGAGGGCGAGACCGUUGAGUUCCAGAUCGAGUCCGACGGCAACCGCACCAAGGCCGUCGACGUGACCGGCCCCGGCGGCGCCCCUGUGCAGGGGAGCAGCCGCGGCGGCGGCGGCGGCGGCGGCGGCAGGGGCGGCAGGGGCGGCGGGGGCUAUGGUGGCAGGGGCGGCGGGGGCUAUGGAGGCGGGUACGGCGGGGGCGGCUACGGCGGCGGGGGUGGCUACGGCGGCGGGGGUGGUUACGGCGGUGGCGGAGGGGGGGCUUGUUACAACUGUGGGGAGACUGGGCACAUGGCGAGAGAUUGCUACCAGGCCGGCAGCGGCGGAGGAGGAGGAGGAAGGUAUGGGGCAGGCGGCGGCGGGGGAGGAAGGUACAGCGGCGGAGGAGGAGGAGGCGGCGGAAGCUGCUACAACUGUGGGGAGUCAGGGCACUUUGCCAGGGAGUGUCCCAGGAAUGGUUGACUGAGGUAACGAUAAUACAGAUGGAUUAGGUCCAUAAAAAAAUCGUCUUGGCUUGGCGAGUCUCUCUUUAUCUGGUGGGUGAGUUUGGUGCACUGUUUUUGGUACAUGGGACUGUUUUUAUCAGCUAUUUCUCUUUGUUAAUUUUGUGUGUUUCUGUGAGGUCAGUUAACGCUUAACCCUCAAGAAGAUGUGUGAUUUUCUACUGGGUGAAUGCUAUUUCUUUCCCUUGAUUUA